UUAUAAAUAUUUCCAUAAUUUCAUACAUUUUGGAGAUCACUCAUCAACUUAACUCACCACCCUCCUCCUUCAAUUAAUCAAUCAGAAAACCAAAAAUUUCAUCUCAUCAAUCAUCAUGUUGAUCACCACCAAAACAGCUUCACUUACUAAUGAUGAGCUUAUUCAGUAUUCUAAUCCAAUUCUUGAGAUCAAAAUUCAGCAUGAUGAUCAUGAGUUCAUGAACAUCAGUCAUACUAAUCAUAAUCAUAAUCCAAUAGAGGCUAGGAUUCUAUCUCCGAGGUACUCGAAAAACGUCACCGUCAUCGGAGGUGGUGGUGGUGUUGGUUUGGGUAUUGUUGCUGCACUUGACAACUUCAGUAGCACGGUGAACGGCGAGAAAACCGUGACCAAACUCACCUGCGGAACUAAUCGGUCCAAUCCGAUUGCCAUAUCGACUAUAAAUAAGUAUACUAAUGGUAUUAAUCCCAAAGGAUGUGAAGGUUUAGGAAGUGUGGAGAUGGCUACUAGUACUACUGGUGGUGCUACUAGUGUAACAAGAUCAGUGUAUUGUGAUGGAGGUAUUCAAAAUAUGAGAAAUCAAAGAUUAAACAAAUGGAAACAAGUUGGUGUGUUUUAUGAAUCGCUGUCGCCGGUAUUUUAUAAUUCAAGCGUCGUUGCCAGAGAUUAUCCUCCAUCGGAUUUUCUUAGUUCAUGUUAUUUAUGUAGGAAAAAGCUGCAUGGGAAAGAUAUAUACAUGUACAGAGGUGAAAAAGCAUUUUGUAGUACAGAAUGCCGGUACAAACAAAUAGCUGACGAUGAACGUAAAGAUAAGAAGCGUCCUCGUCGUAGAAACAGUGUCUCGAGAGCAUCUUUUGAUAUAUCAUCAUCGGCCGGAGGCUCACCUUACUUGGAGGAUCAUCUUUUCUCUCCUGGAAUAAUGGCAAUAUGAUUUUUAUGCAACACGCACUGAAAGACUACCGGUUAAAUAGAAGAUGGAUCUAUCUGGAAGAGAUCGAAAGAAAGUUUUGGUAAUGGCUGCAUUAAUGAAAAUAUACAGCUUGAUAGUGUAUGUUAACUGCUAAUAAUCGACUGUACUAUGAAGUCUGAACCUGUUUAAUAGGUUGUAAAAAUUCAGCACGGAGCAUUCGUAUUGGUAAUCUAUGCAUCUUCAGCUUCAUUACUCUCUUUUUCGAUUAAAUUUACAUGUAAUUAAGGCUGUGCACUAGUACUAGUUAUCUAUAUAUCUUCAGCUUCAUUGCUGUCUUUUUCGGUUG
This is a messenger RNA of Papaver somniferum (opium poppy), 1253 nucleotides long. RefSeq lists its product as uncharacterized. The record is from RefSeq and is a predicted model, not a curated record. The transcript has 2 exons. Bases 116 to 928 code for a protein of 270 amino acids. Lineage: Eukaryota; Viridiplantae; Streptophyta; Magnoliopsida; Ranunculales; Papaveraceae.